Molecule: messenger RNA, 802 nt
Organism: Scleropages formosus (Asian bonytongue)
Lineage: Eukaryota; Metazoa; Chordata; Actinopteri; Osteoglossiformes; Osteoglossidae
Product: SLAM family member 5-like
Exons: 3
Coding region: 116-802 (228 amino acids)
Cellular component (GO): membrane
Source: RefSeq, a predicted model, not a curated record
GAACCCUCAGACCUACCAGAGAGCAGGACCAAAGCAUUGUACACAUAAGGACAAAUUGUAUUUAUAGUGGAAUUUGUUUUCUCGUUCAGGGCACUUUUUAACAAAGAAAAGAGAGAUGAAGAAGUCAUUGUACAAAAUAUCGCUGUGGAUUCCAUCGGUAAACGUGUUUCUCCACAUAAUAGUGUACCUGUUUGUGCGGAGUCAUGGACAGGUGUUGGGAGUUUCUGAUUCCACCAGUUACAUGAAAGUGGGAGAGAGUGUCCAGUUCCCCUUUACACCAAUAGAAAACCACAACUACAAAGUCGAAUUGGUAUUCAAUUUCUCAGUUGUUGUGGUGUUGUGGCUGCCGAAGAUCUCAUUCCUGCAGACGCACGUUCAUUAUAAAGAAAGAGUGAACAUCCAGGACAAUAUAAUAUCUCUGGAAAGAUUGCAGCUGUCAGACUCAGGUUUUUAUGACCUGAACAUGGGUUAUUUUACAGGACCUCAAGCACAAAAAAAAAGGCUGAAUCUCCAGGUUUUAGAACCGGUUUCUAAACCCAGCGUUACAGUCGACUGUCAAUCCGGCAAUUUGACUCUGAGCUGCUCCAGCAGUGAGGGCAGCGAUGUGACCUAUUCCUGGGAAAUACUGCCCCCCUGUGGCAACAGCUGCUUUGUGCAGCAGGGCUCUGUUAUGGAAAUGAAGGUAAAGGAUGGAAAAGGCAAGAAAAACUACACAUGUACCGCCCAGAAUAUUGUCAGCAGAGAGAGCAGUGAGCCGCUGGACCUGGAUGUGUGUGCCCAUAAUGUAUCAGGUAACACCUAA